Messenger RNA from Caenorhabditis angaria, 1248 nucleotides. The record is from the annotation of a GenBank genome assembly. Lineage: Eukaryota; Metazoa; Nematoda; Chromadorea; Rhabditida; Rhabditidae.
AUGCUUGCUCGAAUAUGGGUUCGCGGGUUUGCAGAUGUUCCAAAAAAGGCUAGACCUAAUAUCAAAGAUGGACCAUCUUUGCAGGAUUUUGUGACGUCCGGUAAGAUUUUUCAUUUAGAAGGUUUCCUGACUUCGGUUUCUUAGGAUCGGUGGCAGAAGCUGUUCAGAAAUAUGAGGGAAAAUUAAAGCUAGAAAAAGGCGAUAAGAGAUUGCGAUUACCGCCAUGGUUGAAAAAAGACCAGGUAACUUUAGUUUGUAGUAACAGUUCUUUAAUUAGCUUGCUUUGAGGUUUUACCUUCUGAAAAUCGAAAUGUAGCUCGUCUCAAAAAGCAGUUGAAAAAUUUGAAACUUUCGACUGUUUGUCAAGAAGCUCGAUGUCCAAAUUUGGGUGAAUGUUGGGGUGGCUCCGAUGACAGUAUAGCCACAGCGACAAUUAUGUUGAUGGGUGAUACGUGUACACGAGGAUGCCGUUUUUGCUCAGUCAAAACUGCCAGAGCACCACCUCCACUUGAUCCUAUGGAACCAGAAAAUACCGCCGAAGCAGUGGCAUCUUGGGGUGUUGAGUAUAUUGUAAUGACUUCAGUUGACAGGUUUGAAUUUGGGAAUUCAGAAAUUUCGAAUAGUGUACCUUUAUAGAGAUGAUAUUCCUGAUGGCGGGGCUGAUCAUCUUCGAAAGACCGUGCAGCUUAUGAAGCUUAAGAAACCAGGAUUGCUGAUAGAAUGUCUUUUACCGGAUUUCGCUGGCGACAAAUUGAGUAUCGAAAAACUAGCCACUAGUGGUUUAGAUGUUUAUGCGCAUAAUGUUGAAACCGUAGAGAGAUUAACCCCAUGGGUUCGCGACCCAAGAGCAAAAUAUAGACAGUCACUAGAUGCUUUACGAUACGCCAAAGAAGUAAAUCCAGGACUUAUAACUAAAACUUCGAUUAUGCUUGGACUUGGUGAAGAAGAGCAGGAAAUCAAGGAUUGUCUUGCUGAUCUUCGAAAAAACAACGUCGAUGUUGUAACUUUCGGUCAAUACAUGCAACCCACGAAACGCCAUUUAGUCGUCAAAGAAUGGGUUACACCAGAGAAGUGAGUUGUUAACUUCAGUCUGGAGAUGACGUUUGGUGUUUUUUCAGAUUUGAUGAAUGGGCGGAGUAUGCCAAAAAGUUGGGAUUCUUAUAUGUAGCCUCGGGUCCGCUUGUACGAUCUUCUUACAAAGCGGGAGAAUUUUAUCUCAAAAAUGUUUUGAAAAACAGAAAAAAGUAG